GUCUCGUGACUGAUUCCAGGGCUCUCUUCUCAGCUUUUAAUAAGACGAAGCAAAGUACAGUAAAAGCUUUCUAGGUCGGCUCACCACCGUCGCGUUCUCGUCUUAGCUUCGUCUCUCCUUUAUUGCAUCGUUAUCGAAACCUCAGCUCAAUGCCUCAAUCCCAAAGAGACACAGACACGCCCUGAUCUGCAAUAACAACUACUUCUCAUUCUCCUUCUUUGCAUUGAAAACGCCCAAAUGGCCUAUGUAGAUCACGCCUUCUCCAUUACGGACGACGAUCUCAUGGAGACUUCCUACAUCAUCCACAACAAGCCUCCCAUCAAGGAGAUCGCCCUCGCCGUUUCCCUCCUCGUCUUCGGAACCCUAGGUAUCGUCAUCGGCUCCCUCAUGGCCUACAAUCACAUCGGAGGCGACUCUUCUCACGGGCUCUUCUUUGCUGUACUGGGGACGGUAUUGUUCAUUCCUGGUUUCUACUAUACGCGGAUUGCAUAUUACGCUUACAAGGGAUACAAAGGAUUCUCAUUUUCAAACAUACCUCCUGUGUAGCUGGCUCUCUGUUCUUAGGGUCAAGUUCAGAUAGCUUUCGCAUGUACAGAUCUUCCUUGGCUGUUCAUUCCUCUUUCUCCUUGUUCUCCUUUGUUUAAUUUCCCCUUCGGUUUCACUGGAGAUAUAAUGUGUAUUUAGAUUUCGGUCGCUUCCAAACCUGAGCAAUACAGUUGGUUUUGUACAUUUUACUAUAUUUGAUCAGUUCGUUUGUGAUA
Molecule: messenger RNA, 761 nt
Organism: Prosopis cineraria
Lineage: Eukaryota; Viridiplantae; Streptophyta; Magnoliopsida; Fabales; Fabaceae
Exons: 2
Coding region: 238-546 (102 amino acids)
Cellular component (GO): endomembrane system
Source: RefSeq, a predicted model, not a curated record